Messenger RNA from Diorhabda carinulata, 10185 nucleotides. Its product is annotated as pleckstrin homology domain-containing family G member 5. NCBI's taxonomy places the organism in Eukaryota, Metazoa, Arthropoda, Insecta, Coleoptera, Chrysomelidae. The transcript has 22 exons. Gene Ontology annotation, biological process: endothelial cell migration; Rho protein signal transduction. The record is from RefSeq and is a predicted model, not a curated record. Gene Ontology annotation, cellular component: axon; plasma membrane; endocytic vesicle. The coding region runs from base 432 to 4583 and encodes 1383 amino acids. Gene Ontology annotation, molecular function: guanyl-nucleotide exchange factor activity.
GUAAAUAAGUGAAUCGUCUCAUUAGUUGGUUUCUCCGCAUUUUAAAACCAAUAGCAAUUGAAUUAUAUUCGUUGUACCUUGUAUUUAAUUCCCUUCUUUUUUCUCUCUUAUCAAUAUCGCAUGGUUGUGGAGUGAAUGGUUUUUUUCGAACUUGUCACAUAGCGAAACAUCGGGCGGCCGUGUUGUAAACAAUAAAAAAACUAGACUUUUGUUUACAAAAAACAAUUACAGGUAUAAACAAUUUGUGUAUAAUGAAAAUAUAAUACAAUAAUAUCGAGUAACGUGUUCAAGUGAUGUAGACAAUGUGCAAGUGUUGUGUUUGUGUUUUCUAAAAGUGUGAGCGUGAAUUGUAGUGUUUGAAUAAUUAUGGAACGGAACAAAAUAGUUGUUUCCACUCGUUUUUCUUCAAGGUUCUCACAUAGGACCUGAAUAUGGUAGCGAAGGAUUCGUGCAACAGGUCAACCAAGAUUUGCAACGAUCAGCCUGUCGGAGGAGAACAAAACUGUUUACUGUAUAAUAAAAUGUCCGUAAAUGAAGUUCGAAAUAACGAGAAUCAACUUAAUUCUAAUCUUUCAAAUAAAAAUAGAAAAGAAGAUAAUCCCGAGGCUUUAAUUCGAUACAUUUUGAAUGAUAUAUGUGAUAAUGCUAUCGACAUCGUUGAUCCUAUAACAAUAAUGAAACGAGGUUCCAAUUUAAGUUUGGAAGAGAAACAACAAAGAACUCACAACAGACGAGUUUCUAUAGUAGACGAUGAUCUCAGUGGAGAUUUUGUUGAAUGUCGUAAUAAUUUAGUAAAUCUACAUAGAAGAGCUGUAAGUGAAAGCGUCAUCGAUAGAAGAUACGUCGUAGAUGAAAACGAUAACAAAAUGGAACUUAAAAAACUUCCAGAAAAAGAGAAGAAGAAAAAGAAAAUAUCCUUCAAUUCGUUGUUUGGUAAAAAAGAUAAAAAAUUCAGAGAAAACAAAGAAGAAGAAGAGAAACGCGACAACUUACCUCAAUUACCGGUAUUUAAAUCCAACACUUUGGGAAAAACUAAAAAAUACGCCUCUGCCUUAGAACUGAAUCAACACAAUCAACAAAAAUCUGUGAUGCAUCGGACUCCUUCGUUUAUUAGAAAAUUAGUAAAUAUCACCGAGGAUCCUACGGGUUAUUUCAAACGAUCGCUCAGUUUUCGGGAUGUGAGUAAAAAAUUGGUGAAAGUUCCGUCACGGGAAAAACUGACAGACAAAAAGAAUCAAGAAUGGAGACAAUCACUCCAAUCGUUAGUCGAAACAGAUAUCAGUGUUAGUUAUAACGACUUAAGUUUCAUUAACUACGAUGCUCUUAACGAUAUUCGAUAUGAGCCUGUUAACCUGCAGGCCGGGAGAAAUGACAGUAAAGGAUAUAUAGCAAGGACGCAAAGUAUGAUAGAAAAGACAUCGCCCAAUCUUCGAAGACCGGCGUACUUUAGAUUGUCUUCAGCGUAUGAAAACAAUAGACUAAGUGCGACAAGUUUCUCUUCACCUUCUCCUGCCGUUUCUCUUCCGUCAUUACACCACUGGAACAACGAUGCCGAUAGUAUAUCAGGAAGUAAUUCAUCCGUUCAUAGAUAUCGACGUCGUCCUCAGAGCAUCAACUCGGACGAGGGCAGCAUCAUCGGUGGUAGUAGCAGUCGUCCAUCGUCUUACACUACCGGAAGCUUUAGAUCGGCGGGAAGUGGUUGCGCUAAACUGAAGAGGCACAACGCUUGUAGACAAAAGGUCCGUGAUCCACAGUUACUUGUCGAAAACAGAAUUUCAGGGAGCGAAAACGAGAGAACGAGUCGAUCCCGAAGUCUCAAUCAUCUCGACAACUUAGAAAUGAGGCAAGGAAUAGUUUCAUCGGCAGACGUAGCUCUCAAAGAUUCCAGAUCCGAACCAGACUGCACUAAACCAUUAUUAGCACCAUCAGUAGUUCAUGAACCUUCUACACCUACAACUACUACACCUCCCACUAGAAAACACAUGCUUAGCAGAUCUCAGAAAUCCAGUAGCGAAUGUUUCAGCGUUAACUUCGAAGUAGGAGAUGAAAGUACAUGGGAAAAUGAAUUGUUUUUUCCGGCACAACGAGGAAUUUCUCUGUUCGACUCUCUGGUGAAACUUUGCGAGCUUCGUAACAUCGAUUUAUCAGCUUGCGAUGCUCGUUUACAAGAUAAAGAAAACAAUUGUGAGAAUUUCAUAUUGUUUUCUCAAGAUACUGCCGGCCUUGUUGGAAGACACGUUAGAAUCACAGCAAAAGAUACAAGCAAUAAAAAAUUAUCCGGGUCUAUACACAGCAAUCAUUCAAAAAAGCAAUCAGGGGGUAAUCGUUCUCGUACGACAAGUUUUUUCAAUUCGAGUACCGAAGAUGCUACCGUUGCAAGUUCAACGCUCUCGCUUCACGAUGGCGACCAAAGUAGAAGACAAAUAAAACAACGACUGACGGCAUUUUUUGGAAACGUCAAAGACACGAAAUAUGAAGCGCUGAUUGAUCAACUAGAUAAAUAUUCCAAACAAGGAAUUCCUCACGUACUGAAGUAUCCUCAGGGACAAUGCGAAUCUGUAGAUGCUCUUUACAAACUUGAAGAUGACUGGCGAGAAAUCAUAGAAUACAACGAUCUCAACGAAAAGCUUCAACAACAACAAACCGCCUUGUGGGAGCUGAUUAAAACAGAAGUUGCCUACAUAAAAACUUUAAAAGUAGUUACAGAUCUCUUUCUAGCUUGUUUAAAAGAUCUUCAAUCGAAAAAUCUGUUAAAGGAAAUCGACACCGACAAACUCUUCUCGAACAUCACCGAAAUACUGGACGCCAACGUGGUUUUUUGGCGUAACACUUUAUUUCCUUUAGUUCGAGACAUGCGGAAAUACAAAAGACCCUCUUGCAUAGAAAAUAUGCUGGAGGGUUUUCAUAGUAUACAAGAUAUUUUUCAACCGUAUUACAAAUAUUGUGCCGAACAAUCCCGAUGUCAACAUUAUUGCAGGGAAAAUCUUGACAGCGAAGUGUUUACUGCCUACUUAACUUGGUGUGAGAGCCAGAAGGAAUGCAAUAGAUUGAGACUUAUGGAUAUACUAGUACAACCGAUGCAACGAUUGACAAAGUAUGGCCUUUUAUUAAAAGCGAUUCUAAAGAAUACCGAUGAAGAUGUGGAGAGAGAAAAUUUACAAACAAUGAUUAAAAUGGUGGAUGAUUUUGUGAACAACGUCAAUUUGAGUCUGAAGCAUCGACAAGACAAGGAAAGAUUGAAAGGUAUCAUAGCAAGAAUCGAAAGUUACGAUAUAGUGGAAUCUAAAGACGACGACAUCGACAAACUCCUUAAGAAAGAGAAAUCAUUGACGCAACUCGAUUUAACAAAACCGAUGUUAAAUUGUCCAGUUGAAAGAAAACGUCAUCUAUUGUUAGAAGGGGAUCUUAAAUUGAAAGACAGUGGAACUUCCAAGAUGGAAGUCCAUUGUUUCCUUCUGACUGACAUGUUACUGGUGUGUAAACCGUCGACGAGAAAAGGUGGCGCCACCAUGCGAGUAAUUCGCCAACCGUAUUUAGUGGAUAGGCUGGUAGUUUCGGAAUUACACAGAGAGACACCCAGUUUGGCAGUCAUUUACAAAAACGAAUUCGAUAUGGCCGUUGCAGCGUUCAUUCUACAGAAUAAUGAUGCCAAAAAAAUCAAGGGUUGGAAGGAAGGUAUUUCGAAAGCGCAAACUUUAUACGCCCAAGCAAGACAGAUGACCUACACAGCUGAUGAUAGCAUAGAUCCAGAAUAUAGUUUAGAUUAUAAUUUGGAGAGUGAUUACAGCAAUAUACAAUUAAUUCCUAGAUCGCCAUUAGCAACAUCCUCUAGAGCUAGUAGAGUAUCUAGUUUAGUACAUAGCCAUAGUGGAUCGGUUGAAAUGAAUGACCAGUCAUCCGUGGGAUCGAUUAACAACCAGUCUCGAGCCGUAUCCGUCGAAAAUGAAAACAGAACCGGCUCUUUAUCUAGCGACGAAGGAGUCCAAUCAUUACCACCUGAUAAAAGUCCAGUCUCCCAAAAAAAUUCUUUUAAAAACAGACUUUUCCAUAAAACCCCGAAUACUCUCUCCGUUCAACCCUAUGGUAGCUUGGGUCAGAGUCUGCCUAAUUUAACAUUGGGUUCACCUAACGUGGGUAGUAUGAAUUUGAACUUGAAUCAAAACACGCUCUCAGUACCCAGCGGGAAAAAUGGGAGUCAGUUGUUGAGUCCUACUCAUCGAGGUAUAUCCUAUCCUCCUCCGUCUCCAACUAGAGGGAAUCUUCGGAGAAGUUUAGCGAUUUCCCAGAGUAAAAAUCCGCCACUGGUAAAGGCGAGGCAAGUUUGUUCUACAUCGAGUGUUAGCGGUCAACAAUUCGACUUUGACGUUCCAGUGAUAGCGGGUGUCUCCCAACAAGAAGAAAAUUGUGAAGCUUUUAGUAGAGGACAACAUCGUCAAGCGAUGAAAAGAAGCUAUAGAUAUCAUACUGCUGGAAUUGUGGAUGACAUAAAGAAAAAUGAUAAUCGGGACGCCAGUAUACACAAGCGACUAUCCUGGAAUUGUACAAGUCAAGAACAGAGACCACCCAACGAGGACCAGACCUAGCAUACAAUAAUAAAUCCUGUUGUGUCUUGUAUAGUGAUCUUCUAUCUUAUAGUUUGUAUAUUAGUUGAACUACGGAAUAUUAUAGACAGAAUAUUAUAGAAAAAUAUUUUCAAAAUGACAGCUUGGGUUUAUAUACGGAUUGUAUAGUAAAUUUGUGGUAAUUGAAAGUUUUAAAAAUUUUCCAGAAAAACUAGGAUUUAUUGUUAAUUACGUUGAAAAAUCUAUUCGGUAUUUUUUUAUUCGUCAUCCUACCUCUACACAUCUACACCACCAACAAACAAACGAGUUAACUUGAGAUUAAAAAAAUAAUUUGUUGGACUUUUUUUAUAGACAUCCAAUAUUUUGGUUUUUCGGUAGGUAUCUAGUGACAAAUAAAAAUCAUUUCUCGUAAUUUACGAAAAAGCUUGUUACUGGGGAUUUGGUUGAAGAAAAACACUUGGAGUAAAAGAAGUUAGUUUGAUAUAUCCAUAAAAAAUUAUUUAGGAUGAUAUAAAAAAGUCACACUGUAUAAACUAGUGUUUAUUUAUUGUGUAAUACUCAGUCAGAUUUCUGGUUAUCUACAACCUCACAUUUUGUCAAAAUAUAAUAUUCUGAUCUUUAUUCUUAGGCAAAUAUGGUGUUUGAAGUCAGUUUCAGAUUGGCACACCUCUAAGUAUUAGCAGUUUUGAUAUGAUUGCUGCUCUUCGUUACAUACCUUAUAUACCAAUUAAGUUCGAUUUGUUAAUGUUGUUUAUUUUAUCUAGUUUUUGUUAAUUUUUUAAGAACCCAAAUAUUGGUUAUAUGAUUUUUUUUGUUUUCUCUAGGGGGAAAAUCCCCUCAACAGCCAAGCCUUCAUCCACCAAUUGGUCUAUUCCCGGGAGACUUAAUUCACAUACCAAAGGAUGUUGAUGUAACAUCGCAACCAUUGAAAACAAGGAACACCAGUAUGAACUUACUUAUAGAUCGAAGGUCUUAGAAGAUCCAGUUUGUAAUAAAAUGAGACGUCUGGCCGCUAUCACAAAAAUCUCGCCACGCCAUUUUAUCGUUUGUCGCUUCUUUCCAUGUGAUAUGUCUGCCAGGCAUUCGCUCCGUAGGUUUUCGCUAACUUGAUCCGCCCAUUUUUUCGUAGGAUUUCUUGGGGGCGCUAAUCUAUCACCGGAUAUUUUGUAAACGCGCCCCUCAACUGCAAGUAUUUAACUCUCAGCUCGGUCAGCUUAUCUGGGGCAUCGUUUAGUGAGUCAGUCAGUCAACUGGAAUUGAAUUGAAUACAAAACUACUGUAUUUUGUGAUACAAUCAACUUGAUACUCAGCAAUUACCCCACAAUAUUUAUUUAUUAUUUAUCUUUGUAACUUAUCUUCACUUAGUAACCUUACUUUGACUGUUGUUUCUUUUAAAUUACAACAGACAUUAUACUAGUUGCUUUUGAUUUACAUUCAAAUGAACUGAGACACUCAGUUAUGUGAGUAUCUUGUACUCAGAUAAUGACGUCACUGCUCAGUGAAUAAAAGGAACACGUAAUGUGAGUUAAUAUUCUCAAUAACCACGUGAAAUUUACCGUUAUCAUUGGUGAUCCAAUCGUCUGUUACUCGCAACGUAAUGACUGUUUGCAAUCAUUUAGUAUUGUGUGUACUCAAUCGCUUAUAUUGAUGACAAGAUCUGACAACGUGAUGUCCUAAACCUCACUUUCAAACUGAGUUCACAAAACUCACUAAAGCACACGGACUUAAGCUUUCGCAGAUUGCGCUGCUAAAAACUCAGUUAGGUCUCACUUGUGAGACUGAAAAGGAACGUGCAUUGAACUGAGUUAUCACAAGUGAGAGUAAUGAUUUGAUGUAAAUGGAAAGCAGCGACUAUGUAUAUGUCAAAAAUUGAAAAUAAUCCCCAAAAAUCUGAGCUUUGGGUAUUUGUUUGCUCUUUUACGUAAUAAAAUUGAGUUUUUUUAAAGUUAAUCGUAUAUAAAUUUCAGCAAUAAAUACUGAAUCGUAAUAUUCGUAAAUAUGUUACCAUGAAUUUACUUCAUACCUCCAACGGUGGACCAAACCACAAUAUCAAAAAAUCGUUUAAUAUUAAAAUGUUUAUGAUCUAAAAUAUAAAAUCUUUGGAAGGAAUGAACAAAAAUGUUCCAUAUUUUGGAACAUGCAGACAUGAUCUUAUACAAUAUUCCCAAUUAACAAUUUCUCAAUUUUUUUGAAUUAUUUUCUGUUAUACCACCCUUCAUAUUCGCACUACUCGUUGUCCUAAGUGAGCCAUAACGCGGCGCUACGCAAAAAUCUAACAAUCAACGUAAUAUUUUUGACAGUGUUGUCUAGGGACAACAGGGUCCACUUGAUCAGUAUCAUUUCGAUACCCAUAUUAACGUCUCCAAAAAAAAGGUAGUUCCACAUAUGAAUGAAAGUGAAAGCAAUACUUCAUUUGUGAGUAGACUUAUAUUUCAGAUGUUCGUGGAAAAUGAUGACGCAUUUUUCCGCGUUUUUCCCUCGUAGCAAUGCUGGAACUAAAAUAGUCCUCAAAUGUUCAGUAAAAAACAUUUGAACGGUUUCUAAUGUCUCGAAACGAUGUUCUUUCCAAUGAGUUCUCAAUUUAGAGAAAAGGAAUUCUUCAGGUGAAUAAAAAGGUUGAUAAGCUAUAUAAAAGGAAUCUUGAUUGAUAUUGAGAUGUUUCUCAUCCCAAAUUCAUUGGUUGAAAUCUGAUAAGAGUUUCUGUUGCAAUAUAUCCAAGUUUAAAGCUGAUAGCAUGUCAUUUCGCAAAAUUUAUGUCACUUUGAAACACAGUUACAUUAAAAUAAUGAAUACGUAAAAGCUACGGACUAGAUCAAGGUCAAACUCGUACUUAAUAACAAUCGCAUUUCCACCUGGCGCCCCAUCAAGUCGUCUGCUUCCAGUAUUACCGUAUAGAACGUCAAAGAGAGAGUGAGAAGCUGGCUCAGUUAUUCUAUUAGCGGAAAUAGGGAAUUUUUUAGUAGAAUAUGGUUUAUUUUAGAAAUGGCAACGAUUUAAGAAAAAUUUUCCUCUGCAGGGCUAUAUCGAACGCUGAAAAGGGAGUCGCUUACUUAAUCUACACUCCUCGUAUCUUGCCACCUUUAUAUUUCUUGAGGAACUUUCAUCUUAACUCUUUAUGUAUUUAUUUUUUUUUAUUAUCAACGUUUAUUUCCAUUUUUCCUCUACAACAACAGUAACAAAUAGUAACGCUUGUUAAAAUACCAGAUUCGACAGACCAUGCUGAUAAUCCCAUACGAGUGUUUUUCUACAAAUCAUACGAGUGCUUCUUGAGUAAAGUUCGUUAAAAAAAAUAACAACAAUUGUUUUUUUAGAAAGAUCUUUGGAUACUUUUGUUUAUUUUCCAUAUAAAAGAACUACAUUUUGGAAACCCUCCUGCUCGAACAGCCAAAAGUUGACACUCACUUUCAUUUUAACGUUUAACACUAAAGCGAUUUCCUUCAAGGUAGUAUUUGAAAUUCCAUUGAAAAAGCCACUGACUACAUAUUUCAAAACAUCAGUGAUUACAAACAGUCGAAUUGAAAGUUCUUCAUCAUAGAUGUUCAUACAAACGAAUCCAUUUUCGGACUUUAUUACCAGUUUACGUGUCACAUAUUUUUGUUAUCCAGCGAUGAAUAUCUUCAAGACAAAAUAAAGUACAGGCAAAUUGGGCGAUUUUGAACUAAAGCCUUAAAUAAAAUUCAGCGGUUUUGAUUUUCUAGAUUCUGGGAGGUUUUCGGUACUUUUCGGAAUUCUAUACAAAGAAGUAUCCCUGGUAUUUGUUCCUAACCACCUAAAAUUUUCACCUUAAAAUGGGUUUAUACACUCAAAAAUAUUAUAAAUUACGGAUAACUCGAAAACAUUGAGGAUUUCAACACAAACUGCCGGAACAAAAACAAUUGUGUACCAAAAAGGUUUAAAUUUUUUCCUAACCUCAAAAUUUCAAUUAUAAAAUAGGUAUGAACGAUCAAAAAUAGUCAAAAAUCUUGCUUAUUUAUGUAAAAAACACUGUUCAGACACUACAGUAAUGCAGUACAGACUCGGCAUCUGUUUAGUUCUAAACACGUCGUCUGAGAACGCGCGUGGUUGUCGGUGAUCAUCUCUGCAGGUGGCAAGAUUACUCAUGGGAAAGAGACGAGAAGAAAGCUUACGUUCUCUUAAACCAAAUACCUGAAUGCAAUGUCACGACUCGUAAUCGUGUAACGUGUUUUCACAAACACAACUUAACAUUUUCGAAUGAACUUACCCUUGGAUAUUUAAGGAUAUAUUUUCGGGAAAACGGGACAUUUUGAAGUUUCUAUGCAUUUCAAAAUUGUAAGGAUAAGGAUACAUCAUCUUGAUAACGUUUUUGUAUAAACUUUAAGCUGAGAUUUCAAGCUUCAGAAUGAGUAUCCACAUUUUUGUGAAAGAGAAACUAUUUGGAAGUCUGUGAUUAUUGAAAUAAUAAUCAACCGAGAUCGAAAAUAGUUUUCAGGAUCGCGAUUUUUAAAAGUUAGUUCACACCAACGACAAAUCUUUCGUUGGAUUUGCAUGUUUAUAUAGCGAGUGAUUAAACAUAUCCAUUGAAGCUUCUAGUACUUAUGUGGCCAAUAUACCUCUUCAUCUCGCAGGAAUUUCGAAAAUUUCCCAAGUCGAAAAUUAUGCUAACUUACGCGAGUAGAAAAUAAAAAUCUGUACCAUCAUGAUGCAUUUUGAUUUUUUGAAAACGAAGUAGUUUUCCAAGAUUUAGAGCAGUUUUCAUGGGCGUCUGGAACGUAAAUUGGCUCUUAGUUUUAGAGUUAUUUGCGUUUUAAAAUUUUUUUGAAUAACAAGUUCUAAAAUGUCGAAAACCCGUGCCCGGAAUUUUAUUAAGAGUUUCUAGGGUUAUUCAGUGCUCGAAAACCUCUGAGAAUCUAGAAAAUCAGAAGCGCCCAAUUCAAUUUCGAAUCAAUCAACUUAUAAAUUUUAAACUCUGACAGCGAAACUUAUACAACUGCUACAGACCUGAAAUUGGCGAGAGUCUAUUCGUAAAAGGGGAUGGUCAGUAAUGUAGCGUCUCGUUGCAGCAUAACCACGAACUAAGGAAUUAUAGUCACCUACAGACUUUAGUUAAAAAAAAACAGCUCUGGUACAAAUGAUUAUUCAAAAAUUAUAUCGAAUCAUUGUGCAUCAAUUUUAUCUAUAUUCUUCAAAAUUGCGUGAUUAAAAUGGGAUAUUCAGUAUAAUACACAAUUCUAAUUAUUGUUCAUUCCUCCAAAAUGGUCGUAGUUUUAAGAAUAUUUUUGCCAAUUAGAAAAUUGGCAGCUGGACAUUCCAAAUACAUUCCAAAAUAAACCUAAGCAAUAUUGUACCUAAUCAAAACUCUAUCAGGCCUAAUAUUUCAAUUUUUAUAAAAUAUUCGAGUCGUAUAGCGACUCUAGUUUGCUUUUUUCUUACUUAGAAACGAUUUGGGUGAGUCUGGGAAAGAAAAUUUGUGUUAUAUUUUGUGAUCUUCCCCAGGAUCACACAAAUUUUUGUUAAUUCUUAUGUGUAUAUGUGUGUGUGUGGAUGAAAUAAAUGGUAGUAGGGUAUGAAAAGUUUACCGUCAGUUCGUAAUAAUUGGUAUUAAUUUUCAGUAUUUGCAGACAUUUUAUCAAAGUUAUUGACUACUCGGCUUUUAUUACCAAAA